AUGUCGCCGUCCGGCGAGUUUCGGAAGACGGAUAACGGUUAUCGCUGCUCAUGCAUCGACCGUGAAAACGAUGGAAUUACCGGCGACGAUUCCGGUGGAUCGGAUGAUUUUCCAUGCAUUCAUUGCAAGGAUUCGAAUCGAUUCGAUCUCUCUUAUUCUUGUUGUUCGUCUGGAUCGAAAUCGGAUGACUCGGAGAAGCUCCGCAGAAUCAUCGUCGCUUUCGCUAAAGGAUUAUCCAUAGGUACCGGGAUUAAAGGUGGAUUAGCUAUUUUCAACAUCGUAUCUCGUUUCGCUCGCCGUAGAUCUUCUUCUCAAUCGAGGAAAAUCGGGGAAUUCUCAAAUAGUGAAGCUAUUGCUAUGGGGAUCAAGGAAACACUAAGAUAUGGAUUGUUUUUGGGAACUUUUGCUGGUAGUUUUGUUUCCGUUGAUGAAGCUAUUUGUGCUUUGGCAGGACAUCAAAGAACUGCGAAAUGGAGGGCCCUGUUUGCUGGAUUGGUGGCUGGACCAUCGAUGCUUCUCACAGGGCCAAACACACAACACACGAGUUUGGCUGUGUACAUAUUUAUGCGUGCAGCGGUCCUUGCAUCGCGUUGUGGCAUUAAAAGUAAACGGUUUGGUUCCAUCUGCAAGCCGCUUACAUGGAAACAUGGGGACUUAUUUCUCAUGUGUCUCUCAUCGUCACAGAUUUUGUCCGCUUAUAUUUUAAAGCAAGAAAGCCUUCCUUCAUCGUACAAAUCUUUCCUUAACAAACAAGGUGGGAAGGAUCUUUCUAUCUUACAAGGCGUAAAAGAUAUUGCAAGCGCCAAACCAUUCACCAAUUUAGGGGCGAUUGAGAUAUAUUACAAGUCUAUUGGAGUUGAUAUCAAACUGGAUCCUAACAUGAAAUUCCCCUGUUCGAUAAUACAUGGAAAAGAUUCAUGUAUUAAGCAUGGUAUAACAUUUUUCUUUCAAGCUUACAUGAGGGCUCUACCCGUCUAUGUCCCUGUUUACUUGAUUCCAGCGCUCAUAGUCCAUCGGCAAGACCUGCUAAAAAAGCAAUACUCUAUACUUGGCAAGGGUCUUUUGGGCACGGCGAGAUCAAGUUUGUUUCUCUCUACGUACUGCUCUUCUGCCUGGGCUUGGACUUGCCUACUUUUCCGGACAUUUCAGACAUGCAACAUACCGCUCGUGGCCAUAGCAACGUUCCCAACAGGUCUGGCCUUAGCCAUUGAGAAGAAAAGCAGAAGGAUAGAAAUAUCACUAUACUGCUUAGCGAGGGCAAUAGAGAGCUUCUUCACUUGCAUGACAGAUGCUGGAUACAUUAGACCACCCAAGAGCCUAAGAAGAGCGGAUGUGGUCGUGUUCAGCGUUUCGACAGCCAUUAUAAUGCACUGCUACGCGCAAGAAAGAGAGGUAUUUCGAUCGAAAUACUUGAACGUUCUAGAUUGGGUGUUCGGCGUUCCUCCUCCUCCUCCUUGUGAAACAACCUAG
Arabis nemorensis is the source of this 1470-nucleotide messenger RNA. NCBI's taxonomy places the organism in Eukaryota, Viridiplantae, Streptophyta, Magnoliopsida, Brassicales, Brassicaceae. The record is from the annotation of a GenBank genome assembly.